AUGGGAUUCGGCCACAGAAAUUGUGUGGUCCUAGGCUGUCCCAACAGUGGACAGAGGCUUGGGAAGUGGGCAGCUACGACCUGUGAGCUUCAUGGUUGUAACAAUGGUUCAAGCAUAUGUGACUGCCAGCCACCCUUCAAAUUAUUCCCGUUCCCGACAGAAAAGAACCCGGAACGCCGAUUACAAUGGGCAAAAAAUAUAAGCAGGAACAGUUUGAAUGGAACUCUUUGGAUGCCUAACAAGGAUUCAAGAGUUUGUAAUCUACACUUCGUUGACGGUGAACCAAAGGCUGAAAACCCAGACCCAACUUUGCAACUUGGUCACAGCAAGAAAACGAGAGCCUCCAAACGCCCACCACCAACGCCACGGGAUAACUCUCUUGCAGUAAGAUCCAGAAAACGAGCUAAGCUAGAUACAUGUAGGGAUGAAAUACCAGUACCUGUUCUUGACCACUCAGCUGACAACCUGGCUUGUGAUGAUGUUGAGCUCCAAGACCCUGAGCCCUCUACUUCUAUCAAUGAUUGUGUUGACUUAGACAGAUCAUCCGUAAUUCAUGACCAUUGGUAUGUCUAUGGCUGGUAUGAAAUUAAUGAAAAUUCGAAUUUUUACAUGAACACAUGUUGCUUAAAAAGCAGACAAGACAAAGAUAAAAGAAUCGUGGAACUUUCAGAGAAAAUACAGGAGCUAAGUGAAAAAGUGAAGUUGCUGGAAGUUCAACUUGUAGCCAAACAGGAUAAGGGAUUGAAGCAUUCACAUCUGAGAAAUGACCAGACUGUAAAUUUACUGACUGGUAUCCCAUCAAAGCCUGCCUUUCACAAAUUAUCUGACUCUGUCAAAGGAUCUAUAAAAAAAGUGAGAUAUUGGAGUGGCCGUAAGAAAACAUCCAGAAAAGGCAAGAACUUUAGGAAAUCACCAAAAAAAUUUGGACCAAACCGGGCUCUUUCUCAAACCGACGAGUUUCUUUUAACACUAAUGAAACUCCGUUUGGGAUCCACCAAUGCAGACCUUGCACAAAGAUUUGGAAUUUCACGAAGUACCGUAUCAACUAUUUUCAACACAUGGGUCAAAAUUUUGGCUAAUGAACUGAAAUGCCUAAUAUACAAUCCUAGCAUGGAAGUUGUUAAGAAAACACUGCCAAAGAAGUUCAAAAAACCAGGAUACUGCCAGGUGCGCCAUAUAAUAGACUGCACUGAAAUUUUUAUAGAGACCCCAAGCAACCCUGUAAUCAGAGCAUCAACGUGGUCAGAUUAUAAGCACCACAAUAGUGCAAAAAUCCUGGUUUCAAUCACCCCUAAUGGGGCCUUCAUCUUCAUCUCCGAGGCAUGGGAUUGGCGCACCUCAGAUGUCCAUUUGACAAGGGAAUCAGAGUUUUACAACAUCCUUGAACCAUAUGAUGCAGUAAUGGCAAAUCGUGGAUUCACUAUUGCAGAGGAUCUUUUGCUUCACAGAGCUGACCUUUUUAUUCGUCCAGGGAAACGUGGACAAGAACAGUUCACGGAAGCUGAUGUACAGAAAACUAAAACAAUAGCUAAUCUACGCAUUUUUGUAGAACAGGCCAUCAGGCGGCUGAAAACAUUCCGUAUAAUCAAGAACGAACUGCCCAUCUCUCUUAUUGGUAAUCUUGAUAACAUUAUCAUUGUCUGUGCUGCAUUAUGCAAUUUGUACAAGCCUCUUUGCAAGUAA
Molecule: messenger RNA, 1683 nt
Organism: Porites lobata
Lineage: Eukaryota; Metazoa; Cnidaria; Anthozoa; Scleractinia; Poritidae
Source: the annotation of a GenBank genome assembly